UAAAACUUAAUAUAGCUUUGUAGAGGAAAUUAAAUCUACUUUAAAAAAAUUGUUGGUGGGUUCUAGAACCCACAAAUUUCAGUAUCUCAACUGCAAAUCGGUCAACGUUCCGGCUGAGUAUUUUCCAUGUUAUUUGAAGCUUCUACUACGUCUCUUUUUCACCGCUCCUUGUGUUACUUUUUUCAUUUACAUUAUUUAAGACCUACUUGUUCUUCAAUUUUUCCUUUUUGGGAUCAUUCGUUUCACUCCUUUUCAGAAAGCAAUACCCAAAGUAGCAAACUGGAAAUUUUGAUGGUACAGUAAGAAAGUUUGGCUCUGCCAAACAAUACAGAGGUUAAAGAAUUGUUCGAAAGGCAGAAAUCAUAACCAAUGGGGGAUUUACCUAUAGUUCGAUUUGAGGAGAAAAUCGCAGAAACAGUGGAGAAAAACCCUGUAGUGGUAGUUAUUGGUGAGACUGGUUCUGGUAAAAGUACACAACUUCCACAAAUACUUUAUCGAAGGGGUUAUGCUAAAUCUGGGAUCAUCGCUGUUACUCAGCCUCGCCGUGUUGCUGCUGUUUCUGUUUCUAGACGAGUUGCACAGGAGCAAAAUGUUCGAAUUGGAGAGGAAGUCGGUUAUGCCAUAAGAUUUGAAGAUAGAACUUCAGAAAAAACACGUAUCAAAUAUCUUACAGAUGGAGUACUCCUUCGCGAGAGUCUUUUUGAUCCGGAGCUGAAUCAGUAUUCCGUCAUCAUAUUGGAUGAAGCACAUGAGAGGAGUUUGAACACGGAUAUAUUGCUAGGUCUAAUGAAAAGAUUAAUCAAAUGGCGUUACUCAAGCUUGAAAGUUUUGAUCACAUCAGCAACUCUUGAUGGUGGAAAGGUAUCUAGGUUCUUCUCUGACUGCCCCGUCCUUACUGUACCAGGAGAGUUAUUUCCUGUGGAAAUAGUACACAUCUCGGAGCGUCCUAAAAACUAUGUCGAGGCUUCUGUGAAAAAAGCUAUUGAUAUUCAUGUACGGGAGCCAGAAGGGGACAUUUUAAUAUUCUUGACAGGGCAGGAUGACAUAGAGAAGUUGGUACUGAAGUUGGAGGAGAAAGUUCAAAGUUUAGAAGAAGGUUCCUGUAUGGAUGCCCUAAUCCUUCCUCUUCAUGGAUCCUUGCCACCUGAGAUGCAGGUGCGUGUUUUCAGUUCUCCACCUCCAAAUUGCAGGAGGUUUAUUGUUUCUACAAAUAUUGCUGAAACUUCCUUGACUGUUGACGGUGUCGUGUAUGUUAUUGACUCGGGGUAUGUGAAGCAACGACAAUAUAACCCAUCCGCUGGCAUGUACUCGUUGGAGGUUGUUCAGAUUAGCAAGGUGCAGGCAAAGCAGCGUGCAGGACGUGCUGGAAGAACACGUCCUGGAAAGUGUUAUCGUUUAUAUCCCUCUAUGGUUUACCAUGAUGACUUUUUGGAUGCAACGGUUCCUGAAAUACAAAGGUCUUCACUGGCUGGAACUGUGCUUUAUUUGAAGUCGUUAGAUCUUGCUGAUAUGGAUAUUCUCAAAUUUGAUUUUCUAGACUCUCCUUCCAUUGAGUCUUUAGAGGUUGCCUUGAAGCAAUUAUAUUUAGUUGACGCAAUUGAUAAAAAUGGUUCAAUCACAAGUCUUGGACGAAAGAUGGCUGAGCUUCCACUGGAGCCUUCUCUUUCAAGGACCUUAUUAGAGGCAAAUGAGUUGGAUUGCCUGUCCCAAGCAUUGACUGUUGUUUCCAUGUUGUCUUCUGAGACCACAUUGCUUCCUGUCCCAAGUAAGAGCUCUGAGAAGAAGAGGACGCACACUCCCUCGAAACUUCCUGAUGGUUUUGGCUUGGGUGAUCACAUCCAGCUACUCCAAAUUUAUGAGCAAUGGUACCAGAUUGACUACAACAUAAACUGGUGUAAAGAGAACAACUUACAGGUCUGCGGGAUGGUGUUUGUGAGAGAUGUUAGGAAACAGUUAUCUCAAAUAAUGCAAAAAAUCUCUAAAGGCUCAUUAGAUGUCCAAACAAGCAAUAAGCGGAGAGAUGGCCAACAGGAGUACAAAAAUUUGAGGAAAGCACUGUGCAUUGGCUAUGCAAAUCAGCUUGCUGAACGAAUGAUUCGACAUAACGGGUACCGGCCUCUUGGUUUCAAGUCUGAACUCGUACAGGACAAGGUCUCGGGGAGGAUGAUUGGCAAUGCUAGAGAGUCUGAAGGUCUCUAUUUUCUUGAAGGGAGAGAAACAUAGUGAAGAUUCGAGGGAUUCGAGGAAUGAUAAAGAUUUUCUUGACCUUACAUGUGAGAAACAACAGGAUCCAGGUUUUAUGAUAGAUGCAUGAAAUAGUUUUUUUUUUUUUUUUUGGGUAAUAACAACCUAGAUAAGGUAAGAGAUCCCAACUUAAAUAAUGAAAAUAAGGAUACUGAGACAAUAGAACAUUUUCAUGAUACAAUUAAUGACAAAAACAGGGAACAAACAAAGGAAUUACAGGUUUACACGAGAAGAAAUCGGAACCAAGAAAAAGAGAUCAAGGACUCUCAUCAAAACCAAAUGUCCGCCCCGCAAGAUCUCACUGAUAUACAGGGUAAUUCUCCAGAACCUAAUUUUAAUUUACCCCUUGUCAGUUUAGACCUUGAUCUUCUAAUUGCCAAACGUAAAAGGGUAAGAUUUGUCACCAACUAUCCCAUGUCAAAUUUUGCAUCAUAUAGAAACUUGUCCCCUUUCUAUAUAGCUUUUCUUUCUUAAUUAUUUGGAAUGGAGAUACCGAGAAAUGUGCUGAAUGCUUUGAACGUUCCCGAGUGAAAGGAGGCGGUUCUUGAGGAGAUGAACGCUCUGGAGAGAAAUGAAAUCUGGAAAAUGGUGGAACUACCACGUGAAAAGAAAACAGUAGGCUGCAAGUGGGUGUUCACUAUCAAAUUUAGAUCAGAUAGGUCCCUAGAGAGGUAUAAGACACAUUUGGUAGCAAAAGGAUUCUCUCAGACUUACGAGAUUAUCUUGUGACAUUUGCUCCAGUUGCCAAAUUGAAUUCAAUAAGGGUUCUUCUGACUAUUGCUGCCAAACCUUGAUUGGCCCCUCCAACAACUAGACAUGAAGAAUGCAUUCUUGAAUGGAAAACUUGAAGAAGUCCACACGGACCCUCCUUUAGGUUUUGAAGAACGACAUGGAACUAGAGUGUGCAAGCUAAAGAAAUCUCUCUACGGGCUCAAACAAUCUCCAAGAGCUUGGUUUGAGAGGUUUACUCAGUUUGUAAAUGUGAGAAUUAAUGUAAAAAAUAUUAUUGAAAAAUUGUGUGUCUACAUAAUUACACUGAGAUCCUAUUUAUAGACACUAUAGUACAAUCCUUUUCCAAGUCGGAUUUUGCAUAUACUAUUGCUAUUUCUACUCAUAUUCUAACACUCCCCCUCAAGCUGGUGCAUACAAAUCAUAUGUACCUAGCUUGUUACAAAUGUAAUUAAUACGAGGACCGAUGAGGGACUUGGUGAAGAUAUCCGCAAGUUGAUCACUUGACUUCACAAAUUUUGUAACAAUAUCUCCUGAGAGUUUUUUUUCUCUGACAAAGUGACAAUCAAUCUCUAUGUGUUUAGUCCUCUCAUGAAACACUGGAUUUGAUGCGAUAUGAAAGGCUGCUUGAUUAUCACACAUAAGUUCCAUCUUAUCGGUUUCUCCAAACUUUAAUUUUCUCAGCAACUGUUUGAUCCGAACUAGCUCACAAGUUGCUACAACCGUUGCUCGAUAUUCUGCUUCUGCACUAGAUCGAGCAACCACACUCUGUUUCUUACUCUUCCAAGACACCAAAUUACCUCCUACUAAAACAUAAUAUCCGGAGGUAGAACGCUUAUCAGAGGGUGAUCCUGCCCAAUCAGCAUUUGUGUAUCCAAUGAUAUGCUCGUGACCUCGAUCCUCAAAGAGUAGUCCUUUACCUGGAGCUGACUUUAUAUAUCGUAGAAUACGAAUAACUGCAUCCGAAUAACUAUCACAGGGGGAAGUCAUAAACUGACUUACAACAUUCACAGGAAAGGAUAUGUCAGGUCUAGUCACGGUGAGAUUAUUCAACUUUCCAACCAACCGCCAAUACCUUUCAGGAUCACUGAGUGGCUCCCCCUAUCCUGGUAGAAGUUUGGCAUUUGGAUCUAUAGGAGUGUCAAUAGGUCUAAAUCCCAUCAUUCCUGUCUCCUCAAGAAUGUCUAAGGCAUACUUGCGUUGAGAAAUAACAAUACCUGAUCUGGACUGAGCAACCUCAAUACCUAGAAAAUAUUUCAGUCUGCUGAGGUCUUUGGUCUUGUGAGAAAAUAUAAGAGAAAAAUAUUAUUGAAUUGCUGUAAUUACAUUAUUACAUUGAAGCCUUAUUUAUAGACAAUACAUUUCAAUCCUUUUUCUAAUAGAACACUACAUUACAAUCUUUUUUCAAGUAGGAUUUUAUAUGCUAUUCCUAUUCCUACUCAAAUUCUAACACUCUCUCUCAAGCUGAUGCAUAGAAGACAUAUGUACCAAGCUUGUUAUGGAUGUAACUAAUUUGAGAAUCGGUGAAGAUAUCUGCAAGAAAACUGAUAAGGACUGCUUUGGACGUCUGGGAGACCUCAAUUGAAACGGAACAAACU
This is a messenger RNA of Capsicum annuum, 4571 nucleotides long. RefSeq names its product probable pre-mRNA-splicing factor ATP-dependent RNA helicase DEAH4. The coding region runs from base 370 to 2223 and encodes 617 amino acids. The record is from RefSeq and is a predicted model, not a curated record. The transcript has 16 exons. Gene Ontology annotation, cellular component: intracellular anatomical structure. Gene Ontology annotation, molecular function: RNA binding; ATP binding. Lineage: Eukaryota; Viridiplantae; Streptophyta; Magnoliopsida; Solanales; Solanaceae.